Messenger RNA from Populus nigra (black poplar), 1308 nucleotides. RefSeq lists its product as uncharacterized. Gene Ontology annotation, biological process: regulation of cell cycle. The record is from RefSeq and is a predicted model, not a curated record. The transcript has 4 exons. Lineage: Eukaryota; Viridiplantae; Streptophyta; Magnoliopsida; Malpighiales; Salicaceae. The coding region runs from base 54 to 1142 and encodes 362 amino acids. Gene Ontology annotation, cellular component: nucleus.
AGAACUGCAGUCUAUACCCCCAAAAACCACAAGAUUGAUUGAGAGAGAGAGAGAUGGGAAAAGCGGAGAGAGAGCGUCUGAAUCAAACUCUGAGUGGGCACCUUAACACCAUCCACGAGACCCUUCAGCUGUUGGAUCAAACACCAGCUUCGUCGCUUGAUAAACUGAGCUGGGAUGAUGUUGUUAAAACGGGUGAUCAAGUCUCCAAGCAAGCUACUAUCGUUGGAAUGCUUUGGACUGGGGAAACACCAGAAGCUAAAGCAGUUGAAGAAAACAUGGUAACAUACUUCAAUACAUUGCAGGGUCUGCUUCUGCUUUCUCAUGGAAGUAUGGUUGGUGCAGGACCUACUCUUUCAUCUGCUAUCCAUGCAUCCAUUAAGCAAGUUGUUGACUGCAGUUUUAAGUUGAUGAUGGAAACUGUCUCCUCGUAUGGAUCUCGCAAUAAGGACUUCAAACUUGUAGUACCACAAUUAGUUGGUGCGGUAUGGGAAGCAUGCGAUGCUCUUAAGAAGACUCCAGCUUCAAAUAUCACAGCAAUUGGGCGAGCAAUGACACAGGUUGCAGUUUCAGUGAAGGAUGUUCUUCGGGAGAUGAAGGAGCUCAAACCAGGUCCUUCCAAUCAAACAGAAGCAGCUUCUCAUGAUGUUGCUUCUCAUGAUGAUACUAGACUCAAUGACAAUGAUAGCCUGAGUGAUGAUCUAGGCAAUGACUUGUCACCUGAAGAGAUGAAAGUUGCUCAAUCAGCUAUUGGGGUUAUGACUGAGACAGUUGUAGUCCUAAAAGAACUCAUCCGCACUAUUACUGGUUUGCUUAAACAGGAAAAGCCUAAAGACAGUGGCAAUUUCGUGGACACUCUGGAGAAGUUAUUGAAGCUGUGCCAAGAAAUCGGAGUGCAGAUUGAUGAGCUUGGAGCCUCUCUUUAUCCCCCGCAAGAAUUUCCAGCUUUGAAGGCAGCUUUGGAGGAAAUAUCUAGUAUUAUUGAUGAAGUGCGGUCGAAGGUGGAAAGUUUGACAAGCCCUUCGGAAGCUAUUUUCCAGGCAUGCAAUGAUUUGAAAAGCUCAAUGAAACAAAUGGAAGUGACGCUGGAUUGCUGUAGGACCAGCGAAUUAGAAUCCAUAAUGCAGAAUGUUUCUCUAGGCUAAGCUGUUAGAGGGAGGGGGGGGGGGGGGGGGGCUCGCAGAGAGUUUGUUUCUGAGCUAGACUUGUCCAAAUACAUGUUUUCUGGUAUCUUUCAGUACGUAAUUCUGUCUAAUUCGCAUUCGAUUAAAACAUUUCCAAAGUGAAAAAAAAGGAUUGCUUAUCGAUCAA